Cucurbita pepo subsp. pepo (vegetable marrow) is the source of this 1644-nucleotide messenger RNA. The record is from RefSeq and is a predicted model, not a curated record. Lineage: Eukaryota; Viridiplantae; Streptophyta; Magnoliopsida; Cucurbitales; Cucurbitaceae.
AUGGUGGAGAAGAAGGCGAAAAUUGUGAUUAUAGGCGCCGGAAUGGCGGGACUCACGGCGGCGAAUAAGCUCUUCAGUGCCCCCGGUACGGAGGAUUUGUUCGAUAUCUCCGUCGUGGAGGGCGGCGGAAGAAUCGGCGGCCGAAUCAACACGGUGGAGUUCAUGGGCCAGAAAAUAGAGAUGGGUGCCACGUGGAUCCACGGCAUCUGCGGCAGCCCAAUUCAUGAAAUCGCCGAUCAAAUCAACGCCCUUCAUUCUGACCAGCCAUGGGAGUUCAUGAACGGCUGGUCCGGCCACUCUACUACCGUCGCAGAAGGUGGCGUCGAGAUCUCGCCGGCCAUCAUCGACCCCGUUUCCUCUCUCUUCAAGAACCUCAUUGAUUUCUCUCAGGGAAAAAUCGCCGGCGACUCUGACUUUCUCCGGCAAGCAAAGUCCGACAAGCUCAGUAUCGGAGCUUAUCUCCGGCGAGGCCUUGAUUCGUACUUGAUUUCUGAAAAGGGCGAAAUCGAGUUCAAUGAGUGUAAAGGAUGGAACCAAAAAUCCCUCGAGGAAGCCAUUUUCGCCAUGUAUGAAAACAUCCAAAGAACUUACACCUCCGCCGGAGAGCUCUCGACGGUGGAUCUCGUUGCGGAAAGUGAGUACCAAGUGUUCCCCGGCGAUGAAAUCGCCAUCCCCAAAGGCUAUUCGACCGUAAUCCAAUCACUCGCCUCUGUUCUUCCUCCUGGUUUAGUCCAAUUGGGCAAAAAUGUCACCAAAAUCGAAUGGCACCCCGAACCAGACGCCCAGGAUGUUUCAACGCCGGUGAGAAUCCAUUUUUCCGACGGGUCCGACAUAUACGCCGAUCACGUAAUCGUCACCGUUUCACUCGGAGUCCUCAAGGCUGGAACUCAACAAGAAUCCGGUAUGUUUGAUCCGCCGUUGCCGUCGUUCAAAACAGAGGCGAUUUCCCGGCUCGGAUUUGGUGUCGUUAACAAGCUGUUUCUCCAGCUAGCUCCGACCACCAACGACGGCGAAGAAUUGAAGAGUACCAACAAAUCACCUCGCCUGAAUUUCGUUUUCCACCGGCCGGAUUCGGAAUUUCGACGGAAAAAAAUCCCAUGGUGGAUAAGAAAAACCAGUUUCCUCCGACCAAUCUACCAAAAUUCGUCAAUAUUAUUGUCCUGGUUCGCCGGAGAAGAAGCUCUUCACAUGGAAAAACUCAACGACGAAGAAGUCAUCAAUGGAGUUUCAACAACCAUCAGUAACUUCCAAAUUCCGAAUUCAGAAUCAGAUUGCAACGACUUCGAAGCAAAUUCGAAGGGGAGCGUUAAAUUCAGUAAAGUAUUGAAGAGCCAAUGGGGCAGCGAUCCUCUGUUUCAGGGUUCAUACUCAUACAUUGCAGUGGGAUCAAGCGGGGAAGAUUUGGACGCCAUGGCAGAGCCAUUACCAAGAACAGAGGAAUCUCCAAAAGCUCCAUUACUUCAGAUUCUGUUUGCAGGUGAAGCAACUCACAGAAGCCAUUAUUCCACAACACAUGGAGCUUAUUUCAGUGGCCUUAGAGAGGCCAAUAGGCUGCUUCACCAUUACAAUUGCAUUUGAAUUUUCUGAAGAAAAAAAAGUCUUUUGUUUUAUGUUCUAUAAUUAUCUAACUAUUAGAUGAAUAUG